AUGACGACAACCACCUCCCCUCACAUACCCUUCAUGAAGAAAUGUCUCUCCCUAGCUGAGCAAUCACCACCUCGCCCGACAAACUUCCGAGUCGGGGCCCUCCUCCUCUCCCGCAAAGAUAACGAUCCAACCUUCGCCGAUGAUCGCAUCCUCUCAACAGGCUACACAAUGGAACUAGCAGGCAACACCCACGCCGAGCAAUGCUGUUUCUCCAACUACGCCGCCGUCCACAACGUGCCAGACGACCUAGUCAGCACAGUUCUCCCCGUUGAGACGGGCCGCAAGCUCAUUAUGUACGUCACGAUGGAGCCGUGCGGGAAACGGCUAUCUGGGAAUGCGCCGUGCGCACAGCGCAUUGCGCGGACGACGGAAGGAGGUAAGGCGGGUAUUCAUAAGGUUUAUUUUGGAGUCAAGGAGCCGGAGACUUUUGUGGGGGAGUCUGAGGGUUGUAGGAUGUUGACUGAGGCGGGAAUUGAGUGGGAGCAUGUUUCUGGGUUGGAGCGGGAUAUUCUGUCUGUUGCUUUUGCUGGCCAUGAGAAUGGAGAGGAGGAGGUCCGCAUUGCUCUUGGGGAGAAGGGGACUAACAUUGAUGAUAUUAGUCCUGAGGAGAGGAGGAGGCAAGAGGAGGCUCCACGGAACCCGAAGAAGAGAAUGAUGGAGGGCCAACUUCAUCCACGGGCAGCAACUGUUCAAUAUCCAAAGUCUACACCUCAAGGACAAUAUACCAAAGACAAAGAUGACCCAAUGGCGACAGGCACCAAUGUGGACCUCACCUUCUACCCCGCGUUCUGCUUCAAGGCGUCACCAACACACUUUACCUGGGUGAAGAUGAGUGCCGCAGAUGUUCACCAUCUCCGAAGAGCAAAACAGUUUGUUGGCCAGGACACCUUCUUCUACAACAACCACCCAAUCCGCUUUGUCAGCCUAGUAGGCCUGAUAGUAGCGCGAACAGAAAUAACCCGCCGAACAAUCCUAACGCUGGACGACAGCAGCGACAAAGAAUCAAUCGACAUAACCCCCCUCCAGCCAGGCACAAUCAUCCGAAUAAAAGGAACCCUGUCUAUGUUCCGGCAAAGAAUGCAAAUAAACCUCGAACGAUUCAUGCCGGUGCCAGAUACGAACUCGGAGAUGGGAUUUCUAGACCAGCGUCUUCGGUUUUUGAUUGAGGUUCUGUCCGUGCCGUGGGUUUUGUCAGAUGACGAGAUUGAAAAGUGUAGAGUUGAUGCUGAGAAGGGGGAUGUGCGGGCCUUGGAGGAGCGGAGGAGGGUUGAGAGGCGUGGCGUUAAGCGGAGGGAGAGGGAAGAGAGGGAUGCUCUGAUUAUUGCGAAGAGGUAUGAGCGCGAAGAAAAGGAGAGGGAGAAAGAAGGGGUUUUCUGUCGCGAGGAUGGGGUUAGGGUUAUGAGGAGGUUUGGGUGGGAGGGGAAUGGGUGUGAUCUUGAGUGA
Penicillium nucicola is the source of this 1443-nucleotide messenger RNA. Its product is annotated as OB-fold domain-containing protein. Bases 1 to 1443 code for a protein of 480 amino acids. NCBI's taxonomy places the organism in Eukaryota, Fungi, Ascomycota, Eurotiomycetes, Eurotiales, Aspergillaceae. The transcript has 4 exons. Gene Ontology annotation, molecular function: catalytic activity. The record is from RefSeq and is a predicted model, not a curated record.